Messenger RNA from Trypanosoma cruzi, 708 nucleotides. RefSeq lists its product as uncharacterized. The record is from RefSeq and is a predicted model, not a curated record. Bases 1 to 708 code for a protein of 235 amino acids. Lineage: Eukaryota; Euglenozoa; Kinetoplastea; Trypanosomatida; Trypanosomatidae. The transcript has a single exon.
AUGACAUUGUCGGGUCGCCAACUACUUUGCCCUGUUCUUCUUGACAUCGGGAGUAGCCGCUCCGUGACGUUGCCGCAAUUUCAUCAGGAGGUGCGUUCUUCACUGCUCAGGGAGGUGGACCGCAUCCUGGCGCGUCAUGGUGAGCACAGCCGGUUACCGCAGCAGUCAUCAGCUGCUCUGGCCACCUCACCGAAAUUAUGGAUUCGUCCAUGCGGCUUUUCAGCGGAGCAGCCGCUGUUGCAGCACGACAGUUGGAAAAUGCCGUGGCAGGCGCACAUACAUGCCGUGCGGCAACGAGGCCGGAUGCCGUCUGCUGCUGCUGCUGCUGCUGCUGCACCCCAAAUUGGCCUUGAAACGGAAACGGCGCCGUUGUUUGGCACGCUUUCAUUGCCGUUGUCUGUUCGUGUUUCAAACGCCGCUGCAAAGGGAGAGGAAUGCGUGACGAUGAUGAUGGAGUUUUUUCGUGUGGAUGUCUUCAUCCCUGUUCACGUGCAGAUGUAUCAUGUGAUGCGUCGCAUUCUGGAACGGAGGGACCUGUGGGGCGUGGCACCCGUGGGAGUUGUGGUGCCGACACAUCACACAGAGUACUUUAUGGAUGCAGCGCGGCGCAUGCAUGAACGUGUGUCGAGGUCAACGCUUUCUGGAUGUGACGAUGUGCCAAGUGUUUUGGUGUACAAUCCCAAAGGGCUCCAGUUCCAGUCACCAUGA